Anoplophora glabripennis (Asian longhorned beetle) is the source of this 898-nucleotide messenger RNA. Its product is annotated as SUN domain-containing protein 3-like. Gene Ontology annotation, cellular component: nuclear envelope. Lineage: Eukaryota; Metazoa; Arthropoda; Insecta; Coleoptera; Cerambycidae. Gene Ontology annotation, biological process: nuclear envelope organization. The record is from RefSeq and is a predicted model, not a curated record. Gene Ontology annotation, molecular function: protein-membrane adaptor activity. The transcript has a single exon.
GGUAUUACGAGAAUAAAAUAUCCCGUUAAAUGACACAAUUUUUAUUUUCUAGGAACCAACUGACUGAUCUUUUCACAAAAAUUUACGUUCAACAGGAGGCGGUUAUAGUGGAGAAAAUUAGUAAAGCGUUGGACGUAUACGACUCUGACAAAAUAGGAAUGUUUGGUAAAUAUAUUUUAUCGCAUAACUACAAAUAAAACUUUAGAAAUUUUCAGAUUACGCUUCAACGUAUGCUUGCGCUUCAAUAUUCUCCACCCCGGACACCUUUCCUUACCCGGCUAACAAGUCGAUAAAGUUCUUCAACUUGUUAAACAUGGAUCUCCUAUCGAACCCCGAGGCGAUACUCCAGCCCGCCAACUACCCGGGAAACUGCUUCGCCUUCUACGGAUCCACGGGCAAGAUUAGGAUAAAACUGGGGAGGAAAAUAAACAUAAAAUCCGUAACGAUUGACCACAUAAAACUCAUGGAAGACGCCAGCAGCGCACCGAAAGAUUUUGAAGUUUCCGUAAGCGAAAUCGCUUUGAAGCAAGUCAACUCUGUUCACGGUUUCGUGUUUUAGGGCCUAUACGAUCCCUUGGAUAUAGCAGGGGUAUUUCUCGGACGCUUCUCUUACAAUCUGGAGGGCCGUCCGUAUCAGACUUUCAUGGUGCAACCGAACCAAACGAACACACCGUUCGAAUACGUGGAGUUGUCCAUUUUAAGCAAUUACGGGAGGCGCGAGUUCACUUGCGUCUACCGUUUCAGGGUGCACAGUAUGUACCCCACGGAGACAGAGGCGCUGAAUUAACGAUGUAAGUUGCAAACCCCUAAUGUCAUAUAAGUCAAAUGUUCAGUUCGGAGAGUUGUAAAUAAAUUUUUCAGUGCAGAUUUGAAUAGUUUUGUAUUUUGUAAUAAUAAA